AUGCAAAUGACGUUGGAUGAAAUCAAGGCAGGGCAGACAGCCCUUAAGGAUUCCUUUAGGAUGGCCACGUUGCAAGGACAAGAGGAUCUGCAGGUCGGACUCGAUUCGAGAUUCAAGUUGGCGGAAGAACAACAUAUGGCGGUGAAAUCUGAAAUGAAGAACCAAUUUCAGGAACUUGGGAAGAAAGUGGAGGGCCAGCACACUGGGCUUCAGGAAUCCGUGAGCAAGAUCAUCACAAAAGAAGACUUCGCGAAUUCAAUUAAGGCUCUGCAGACCAAGCUGGAUUCGAGAUUGGACAGAACGGAGGAACAACUUAAGUCGAAAACUGAUGACAAUUUACCUGACUCUUGUCCUAAUGGCAGUCCCAAUGGGAUUUACCAAAUAAAGGUUCGGGGUCUUGAACCCUUUAAAGUGUCCUGUGUGUCGUCUCCCUCUGGUUGGACUGUAAUUCAGAGACGCAUUGACGGAUCCGAGAACUUCAAGAGAAACUGGAAUGACUAUAAAUCUGGAUUUGGGAAUGUCAGUGGAGAAUUCUUUAUCGGGCUGGAAAAAUUGCAUCGGAUGACUGAGGCACGACCCCACGAACUCUACAUUAAACUUGGGAAGGUUGAUGGAUCCACCAGUUACGCUCAAUACGAUGAUUUUAAGAUUGGAAGUGAGGAGGAAGGCUACGAGUUGAAGAAUCUAGGGAAAUAUUCUGGUGAAGCCGGAGACUCCCUUUCAGCCAGUAAGAACCAAAAGUUCUCCACAUUUGAUCGGGAUAAUGACAAUCAUAAAGGAAAUUGUCCCAUUUCUUUUGGUGGAUGGUGGCACAAUAACUGUUCAUUCGGUUCGCUCAAUGGAAAAUACUCGAAAGAAGGCAAAGGUUAUGGUGGAAUUCAUUGGGGCUCAUGGCAUAACAACGACUGGGAGAUAUCACUAACGUUCACUGAAAUGCUGAUAAGGCCCAAGUCUUUAUAA
Drosophila rhopaloa is the source of this 960-nucleotide messenger RNA. RefSeq names its product fibrinogen-like protein 1. NCBI's taxonomy places the organism in Eukaryota, Metazoa, Arthropoda, Insecta, Diptera, Drosophilidae. The coding region runs from base 1 to 960 and encodes 319 amino acids. The transcript has 3 exons. The record is from RefSeq and is a predicted model, not a curated record.